AUGGCAAACAAUCACAGACAAAGGGUCAACCCCCUCCGCCCUUACUAUGUCCCUCCUACGAUCGGGGAAUCUAACUUCGAAUCGUCCAACAUCCCCGGUCCCAAUGCCUUCUCCCGCUCAGCAAAUGGAUCCGCCAAGUACGCGUCCAAGGCACGCGACAUGUUUUCGGAUCUCGAUUACAAGGACUACAUCUCUGAACCAUCGCCCUCGGUUGUUGGAAACAUCAAGGAGGUGAUCAACGAGCUCAUGUGGAAAUACACCACCGUGUUUCUGGCGCAGCCCUUCGACGCCGCCAAGUUGAUCUUGCAGGUCCGCACCCAGGAUGACGUUGGCAGUCGAGCUUCAAUGCAACUCCAUAUGGCGAAGUAUCUCUCAGAUUCAGAAGGCGACGAGCCUGCGUACUUCACCUCGACUGUUCCUCAUACACCGUCCCCAGCACGUACACGAAGGAGACGGUCCAUAACACCGCCACCAGAAACGCCCAAGACUGCGAAGAAGUCUACGCUGCCGCCCCACAUGCUCAACAUCCGCCGGCCGGACUCGAUUACGGAGGUCAUGUCGCAGCUAUGGCAGAAUGAGGGGGCAUGGGGCGUGUGCAAGGGGACAAACGCUACCUUUGUCUACAAGGUAUUACAGUCUCUGCUGGAAGCCUGGUCAAGGAGUCUGCUGUGCGCACUCCUGGAUGUGCCGGAUCUCGGCCUCAAGACGGAUAUGGACCGCCUGGUGGACAUUGCAUCCCCUUACCCCUGGGCCUCUCUGUGUGUUGCGGCUGCAGCUGCCGUGAUCACAGGCCUCAUUCUUUCUCCUCUGGACCUCGUCCGGACAAGGUCUAUCAUCACAUCAACGUCACGGGGUCCACGGCGGACACUGGGCAUAUUGCGCUCUUUGCCUUCAUAUAUGUGUUCAUCAAGCCUUGUACUUCCUACCGCCCUCCACUCCUUCAUCCAGCCUAUUCUCCGGCUGUCGACGCCCUUAGUCCUGCGGACCAAAUUUAUGAUUGAUAGUGAGGUGUCCCCGACGACCUUCUCCCUCGCAAAGUUCUGCUCGUCGACAGUCGCUCUGUUCGUCAGCCUGCCGCUGGAGACGGUGCUUCGUCGGGGCCAGGUUGCCGUGCUGAGCUCGCCAGAGUACGUCCGCGCCAUUGAGGGAGGCGGCAGCUCAGCCAAGAGCGGUCGCAGUGGUGGGGAGAUGGGUACUGCGACAACUUCGCUUGAGACGAUCGUGCCUCCAGGGAAAUACGACGGCAUUUUUGGCACCAUGUAUACGAUCGUGAACGAGGAAGGAUCGAGAGCCGUUCCGUCAACACCGGCAGCAAGGACACGAGCUGCGUCUAAGAAGGGCAAGCCGCGGGUUGCCGAGACCGUAUUCCGACGAGGUCAAGGCGUCGAGGGACUGUGGAGAGGAUGGAAGGUCAACUGGUGGGGAUUGGUUGGGCUGUGGGCGGCUGCGAAUGUGGGAGGUGGAGGGGACGGAGAGUUUUGAUCGGGUCCGAUCAGGGCCUGCUCGUACGAAGUCUAUGAAGUCCGUCUUCAGACGGAGGGAGACAGGAAUGUGGGCGAGACUGGUCAUCACAUUCAUGCGAAAGAACGUGGCAGGUGUGUGUGGGCCGCCGUCUUGGCAGAAGCAAGCGGGUGUUCAAUGGUUGAAUUUCUCUCUCUACUCAUGAAUGACGGUAUGAUAUCCCUGCCUCGUUAGUUGUAUUAUGUAUAUUGGUUGCGGACAUAAAGACGUGCAAAUAUACACAUCUCACUUUAGGUCU
Molecule: messenger RNA, 1759 nt
Organism: Cryphonectria parasitica EP155
Lineage: Eukaryota; Fungi; Ascomycota; Sordariomycetes; Diaporthales; Cryphonectriaceae
Exons: 4
Coding region: 1-1482 (493 amino acids)
Source: RefSeq, a predicted model, not a curated record